AUGGCGACCUUCUCAACAACCAAUUUAUCCCCACAACAAGAACAACAUAAUAACAAAAAAGUGCCGAUCAAGAUUGAAAACUUGAUGGAUGAUUAUGGUGUUAUGACGGUGUGUGGCGAUGGAAGCGUGUCCUACAACAAUUUUCCAUACGAUCUCGGACAACACGCAUUUAUGAACACCUCGUAUUCAUCAAUUUGCCAUCAACAAAACAACCAUCAAGAAUUCAAUCAAUUUUCUCUCUGA
Messenger RNA from Caenorhabditis angaria, 243 nucleotides. NCBI's taxonomy places the organism in Eukaryota, Metazoa, Nematoda, Chromadorea, Rhabditida, Rhabditidae. The record is from the annotation of a GenBank genome assembly.